Ilex paraguariensis (yerba mate) is the source of this 1133-nucleotide messenger RNA. The record is from the annotation of a GenBank genome assembly. Lineage: Eukaryota; Viridiplantae; Streptophyta; Magnoliopsida; Aquifoliales; Aquifoliaceae.
AUGGGCAAUUACAGGUUCAGAUUAUCAGACAUGAUACCAAAUGCUUGGUUUUACAAGCUGAGGGACAUGAGCAAAACUAGAAGCCACAGCACCUCCCAUUCCAUCAAGAAAAAAUUACCUCCACCAACUACAAAAUCAAAGAAGCCAAACCAAUCUCAACUAACACACUCCAAUUACCAAACUACAGACCCCAACAAAUCUGACAAAUUCUACAAUUCACCCACAAACCCAAAAGCAUCAGACACCCACUUUCCAGACCCACCCAGAAAAUCAUCACAGAGAAGAACAAGAAGAAAGACCAUUUACAAGCCAUCUCCUAUCAGCAGUCGCAUUUCUGAACCAACUCUGGCUCAGGGGUACUCCACGGAUAGUUCCUUUGAGCCAGAUCUCCUUGGUGCUCUCUCAUCCGAAUUCGAGUCCGAAACCACUGAUGCAGCAUAUCAGUCUUUCACUGGAAUGGCCUCGUGGUCUAACUCUUGCAGUUGUAAAUUCAGUUCUUCAGCCACUGACAUCGUCAUUGACAUGAAUGAGAAAUCAUACAGAAAAACAACUGACAAAAUAGAUGGGUUUGAUCCAAUUUCAGAGCUAGACCUCCCUCCAAUUCUGACAAAGCCAGCAAAAAUCAGUGCAGUGUUUGAAGAGACAAGUUCAUCUGAAUUGGAGGAGAUAAAAGCUCAAGGGUCAGUAGCGAUCAGAAUUGUCAAAGAAGAUAAAAUAAGGAACCAAAAAGAGACUAAAAUUAGUCCUCUGAUCAGAAAAUCUGUGUCAUACUCUUCUGGAGUGAAGCUCCGAGCCAACUCUCCCAAACUGGCAGGCAAUAAAAUUCAAGCUCAGGGAAGAAAAAGCGUGUCAACCCGACUCCGAUCGAAGUCGAAAAGGAAGAGCUUCUUGGAGAGCUUUGCAAUUGUGAAGUCUUCAUUUGAUCCUGAGAAAGAUUUCAGAGAGUCUAUGAUGGAGAUGAUUGUGGAGAAUAAUAUUCGUGCAUCCAAGGACUUGGAAGAGCUUCUUGCUUGCUAUCUUUCUUUGAAUUCUGGUGAAUAUCAUGAUCUCAUUGUCAAGGCGUUUGAGCAAAUCUGGUUCAACAUGCCUGACCUCCGCUUGUAAAUUACAUUCUAAUAACUCUUCAGUUUUUG